Molecule: messenger RNA, 696 nt
Organism: Onychomys torridus (southern grasshopper mouse)
Lineage: Eukaryota; Metazoa; Chordata; Mammalia; Rodentia; Cricetidae
Product: voltage-dependent anion-selective channel protein 2-like
Biological process (GO): monoatomic anion transmembrane transport
Cellular component (GO): mitochondrial outer membrane
Molecular function (GO): voltage-gated monoatomic anion channel activity
Source: RefSeq, a predicted model, not a curated record
AUGGUGGAUUGCUGUGUAUGGACCUGCCCACAGUCAAUAUCUAUCUCUCCAUCAUAUGUUGACCGUAGCAAAACUGCCAGAGACAUUCUCAACAGAGGAUUUGGCUUUGGGUUGGUAAAGCUGGAUGUGAAAACAAAGUCACGCAGUGAUGUGGAACUGUCAACAACUAGUUUAUCUAAUACAGACACUGGGGAAGUUACUGAGACCUUGGAGACCAAAUACAAAUGGUGCUUGUGUGAGUAUGGUCUGACUUUCACAGAAAAAUGGAACAUCGAUAACACUGUAGGGACAGAGACUACAGUUGAAGACCAGACUUGUCAAUGUUUGAGACUAACGUUUGAUAUGACCUUUGUACCUAACACAUGUGCAAACCCUGGCUGUGAUGUUAACUUUCAUUUUGUUGGACCUACAACCCACGGCUCAGCUGUCUUUGUAGAGAGCCAGCAUGUUGAGUACUAGGUGAACUUGGACAGUGCUAAGUCAACGCUGACAAGGACAAAUAACUUUGCAGUAGGCUACAGGACUGGGGACUUCCAGUUACACAUCAACAUCACCCAUGUCUUUGGGACUGAAUUUUUGACUAAUCCUUCUCCUGUUCAAAUGUCUUUAACAAUAGGUUCACCAACAGAAGGCAGCUACAAAGGCAACUGUACAUGUUUUAUGGGCUCUCAGACACUGAGAUCAAAGUCCUCCUAG